UGAAACCUACGUCAUCAUUCAGCGUCAAGAAAUUGUCGAAACGGCAGAAGUAGAGUGAAGGUUGGAGUGGUUUAUACAUGGUGCUUAAACAUGGGCGUAAAUUUAGAGAUUUUUAGGAUGAUGCUGUACCUCUCCUUCCCCGUUGCCAUGUUCUGGGUAUCAAAUCAAGCAGAGUACUUUGAGGAGUACAUUGUCAAGAGGAAGAGGGAGAUCUUUCCACCAGAUGAGAAGUCGCAGAGGAAAGAGCUUGAAGACUUUAAGGAACGAAUGCGGAUCAGAAAGGAAAAGCGCAUCUUGAAACAAAUGGCCCUGGAGUCUCAGGAAUGAGUCUGUAUUGACAAUAGUAAAAGCUGUGUUCAUUCUGAAUGGUGGAUCACUCAAGCCCAAGGCAAGAGGAGACUUUUCAUGGGUCGGGUGAAGGAUUCCUUAUCCUUGGGACUGCUAAACUGCUUUUUCUUUUUUUGCUGAUUUUUCUAACAGUGUCAAUUUUUUGCUGAUUUCAACCAAAUGCACCCAAACACACUGAUUUCAAUCAAAGUUUAAAUGCAUUAUUUAUUUUCUGUGAUUUAAAAAAAUGUAUUUUUAUGUAUAUAUGCACAUUUUCUUGCCAUUAAAGUAACAUAUUGACAAUUUGAUAUAUUUUGAUUUUGUGAGGUCUCCUUUAACAAAGUAAAUACAAUUUGUAUUCUAAUAAGUGUACUCCUCAACUGUCAUACUUAACAAAACUACCACUGGUUGAAGUAAGUAAUUGGACAGUAAUUGACAUGAACCCUAUGAUGAAAAUGAAAUGUGUUUAACCUUUGGGAACAGGCUUUGCCAUCCCAGCUGCAUCAUCUCGGAUUUUCUUGCAUCGCAUAUCAGAGGCUGAAAUGUUCAUAAUUAUAAUUUAUCUUGAAAAUCUAAUAACAGGUUUCUCCUGAUUUUACCAUAUUAAAUUACUUUUGGUGUUGCA
Clupea harengus (Atlantic herring) is the source of this 952-nucleotide messenger RNA. It is a transcript of the gene pet100, whose product is annotated as PET100 cytochrome c oxidase chaperone. NCBI's taxonomy places the organism in Eukaryota, Metazoa, Chordata, Actinopteri, Clupeiformes, Clupeidae. Gene Ontology annotation, biological process: mitochondrial respiratory chain complex IV assembly. The record is from RefSeq and is a predicted model, not a curated record. Gene Ontology annotation, cellular component: mitochondrion; mitochondrial inner membrane.